UUGUUUCUACAUUUCAUCGCCUUUGUCAUCUCGGAGUACACUAUAAAUUCUUUUAGAUGUUAUGGAGGAUUUAUCUCGAGAUCCUUCCAAUUUGAGAAACAGGGGGUACCAACGGGCGGAAUCUACGGUUCAACAACCGGCUGCCAGCCAUACAGCAUUCCGCCAAACAAUCUUCUUCAGCCCACGACGCCUGUCUGUUCUCAUGAUUGCAUACCGCAGUAUGGACGGUCUCUGAAUAGCUGUCUGUACUAUGGAUCUGGCCCGUAUUGGCUAACUUCAUCCGAAGCUGCAAUGCAGGACAUGUAUAACCACGGGCCAAUUGUUGGAGUGUUCGAAAUCUUCGAAGACCUGUUCUACUACAAAUCAGGUGUCUACCAACACAAGGAAGGUGGAACUCGCGGAUAUCACGCUGUGCGAAUUAUGGGAUGGGGCGAAGAAAGUGGGGAAAAAUACUGGUUGAUCGCCAACUCUUGGAAUACUACUUUUGGAAUUGAAGGUAACCAUGGCUAA
Soboliphyme baturini is the source of this 510-nucleotide messenger RNA. The record is from the annotation of a GenBank genome assembly. NCBI's taxonomy places the organism in Eukaryota, Metazoa, Nematoda, Enoplea, Dioctophymatida, Soboliphymatidae.